AUGUCAGAUUUAACUCAUCCUCUUAUUCAAAAUGGUUGGUUCAAAGAAGUUUCAGAUGAAUCAUUCCCAGGUCAAGCUUUAGAAUUAAAAGUGAAGAAGAUCUUGCACUCUGCAAAAUCAGAAUUUCAAGAUAUCUUAGUCUUUGAGAGUACCGAUUAUGGUAAUGUCCUUGUAUUAGACGGUAUUAUUCAAGUGUCAGAAAGAGAUGAGUUUGCAUAUCAAGAAAUGAUUACACACUUACCAAUAUUCGCUCAUCCAAACCCUAAAUCGGUCCUGGUUAUCGGCGGAGGUGAUGGUGGUGUUCUUAGAGAAGUUUUGAAACACGAAGAUAUUGAAAAAAUUGUGCUGGUGGAAAUUGAUGAAACCGUUAUUGAGUUGAGUAAAAAAUAUCUUAAGGGAAUGUCUGUUGCUUUCUCUCACCCGAAGAUCAAUGUAAAGCUAUGUGAUGGGUUCAAGUAUUUACAAGAUUUGAGUCUUUCAGAUGAUAAGUUUGAUAUAAUUAUAACAGAUUCAUCUGACCCAGAUGGACCAGCUGCUGCAUUUUUUCAACAACAAUAUUUCAAAUUAUUGCAUAGUGCAUUGAAUGAAAACGGUAUUGUUAUCACUCAAGCUUCAGAAAAUGUUUGGUUGAAGAUUGAACUUUUGAAAAACUUGAAAGCCACAAUAAGUGAGAUUUUCCCAGUUGUUAAAUACGCAUAUACAACUGUUCCAACAUACACUUCAGGUCAAUUAGGAUUAAUGAUUAGCUCAAAAAAUCCAAAUGCGAAAUUAAACAUCCCAGCGCGUACAGUUUCAAAAGAAAAAGAAGAGGAAUUAUUCAAAUACUAUAAUAGUGAGAUUCACAAAGCAAGCUUCAUUUUACCAAAUUGGGCAAAAUAUUACUUAGAUCAAUAGAUUAAUAAAACAUGCAUUCUGUAAAUU
This is a messenger RNA of Hansenula anomala, 921 nucleotides long. RefSeq names its product spermine synthase (gene SPE4). Gene Ontology annotation, cellular component: cytosol. Bases 1 to 894 code for a protein of 297 amino acids. The record is from RefSeq and is a predicted model, not a curated record. The transcript is spliced from 2 exons. Gene Ontology annotation, biological process: spermidine biosynthetic process. Gene Ontology annotation, molecular function: spermidine synthase activity. Lineage: Eukaryota; Fungi; Ascomycota; Saccharomycetes; Phaffomycetales; Wickerhamomycetaceae.